AGAGUGCCGGGGUCUGCCCAGAGCCUCAUCCCGACCUAGGCUCCCUCCCCUACUCCCCAGGGUGCCCCUUAGAACCCCCCCAGCGCAGGCUCCUGGCUCCCCCCCAGCUCAGGUCCUGCCUCUGCCUGCCCUCACAGACCUUCCCUGGGGCCCAGACAGCCCCCACCCGAGCUCGGUCACCCACUCUCCUCCCAGAGACCCACUCCCAAGCUCAGAAACACACCCCACUAGGCGCAGGCUCCUUUCCCUGCCCCAUCUCACAGAUAUCCCAUCCCCUGAGGCAGAGGCUGUCUCUCUGCCCCCCCCCUCAAACACACACCUCCCCCCACCCCCAGAGUCUCCUCCCCUGAGCCCAAACUCUUUCCCUCCCCCUGGGCUGCCAUCAUUCUCCUCUUGCAGACUUUGAGCUCAGGUUCCUUCCCCAGGUUCCAAACUUGCUACCCCAGGUUUGCUGGAAGCUGUGGUCUCCAUGGGCAACCACAGUCUGCCUCUUUGUGGCACACAAUCCAGGUGGCAGCCCAUCUGGCACCUCAUCUGGGUACAAGCUGCUCGUGCCGAGGAUGAGGACAAGAAGCAAAGAGGCCAGGAGGAGCCUUUGCAAGGGCUUUCCUAGCCUCUUCCCAGCUCGGGAUCCUCUGUCAGGUCAGGGGCUGAAGCUCCAUCCCUGUGCCCCAGCUGAGCAGGACCUCGCAGCCUUCCCAUCACAGCACAGGGGAAUGAUGACUCACUGCGCAGCUCUGUUCUGGAGAUUCUUGGGGGAUCUUUGCCUUCCUGUGUGCCGCACUCUGGAACCUGCCUGCGAUCCCCGCCCUGAACAGCACAGACGAGGUGGGCGCCGGCCAGUCCAUCCAGAAGACCUACGACCUCACCAGCUGAAUUACCUUGGCCCACCCUUCAAUGAGCCAGACUUCAACCCUCCCCGGAUGACAAGGGCUGAGAUGGUGCCCAGUGCCACUGUGGACUUUGAGUUGUGGCGCAGCCUGAAUGACAAUGCCCGGCUGGCAGCCAAUUACCGGGCCUACACGCACCUGCUGUGCUACCUGCGCAGCAUGGAUGGGCAGGUGGCCAAGGCUGAGCUGCGCAAGAACCUGGGCCACUUCUGCACCAGCCUGCAGGGCCUGGUGGUGAGCAUUGCCAGCGUCAUGUCCUCGCUGGGCUACCCGCUGCCCAGCCCGCUGGGCAGUGCCAACCCCACCUGGGCCCAGGGGCCAGGCGCCACGAGCCCCCACAAUGACUUCCUCAAGAAGAUGGAUGACUUCUGGCUGCUCAAGGAGCUGCAGACCUGGCUGUGGCGCUCCGCCAAGGACUUCAACCGCCUCAAGAAGAAGGUGCCGCCUGCUGCCCUCAUGCUGCGCCUCGAGAUGCGGGGUUUCUGACCCCUGCCCCCCCACAUCCCAUCACCACGCUGUGCCUCAAGGUGCGGGGCAUCUGCCCACUCCCACCCCACUCAUCAUGCUGUGCCUCGAGAUAAGGGGCCUCUGACUUCCACCUCCCCUCAGAUCUUCCGCACCUCCAAACCCAGGCUCCACUGUGCCUCCCACCCCUUACCCCUCUCUCUCCCUUCCAUGGUUUCCAGCCUCCUCCCCAUCUGUGAUGCCAUGCAGCAUGUCCCCAUCCUUCUCCCUCCCUCUCUGUGCCCUCCUGCCCCUGCUUUUUCCUUAUUCUCCAGCAAGGGACCUAUUUGCUUUCCAAAACAGGGAAAUGACCCUCAUUCUCCCAAUACAGCCCAGAGCAGCACUAAACCCCACCCCCAGAUCUGGACAGCAAUAAGCCCAUCCCAGUUCACCCAGAGCAACAAUAAACCCCACCCCCAUGUGCUCUGGGCAACAGUCAGCACUGUCUAUUUACCAUGGGCAGCCCUAAGCCUUGUCUGGUUUUGUCUCUUGCUGCAUCAUACUCUGUACCUCUGGUUUGAUCCAAUUCUUCCUCUGCGUCCCCAUCCCCUGCUGCAAUCCCCCACCCCUCCUCUCAUGCACAGAGACCUGGACUCAUCCAGCCUUUCCUCAGGUUCAGAGCCCCUGACACUGGCCUGCAGCCUGGCCUCCAUGUCUCCUUGGGUGCUUCCAGUUCUGCCCUACAUGCAUCGCUUUCCUCAUGCCUGGGGGCAGGAGCUGAGGUGAGCAAUGCCAGUGCCAGCCCUCCAGUCACACCUAUGAAUGGGGCAAUCUCACCCCAUGACACUGCAACAUCGUGGGGCAAGACGCAUUAGAAAUAGGAAGGAUCAAGGGGAGAACAGGAAAGUCUGGAGAUCUAAACCAGGAAGGGGCAGGGUUUGGAAGAGGAAAGGUUGGGGUCCAAACUAGGGGCAGGGUUUGAAAGCGGACCUCCAGCAUUUCUCCAAUGGCAAUGCUGCUGCAUCUUUUGGCCCCAUCUCCUGACAAAACACCCAUGAGGGCCAGGAAAGCAGGGGAGCUAAACCAGGAAGGCGUGGGGCACUAUCCCUCCGCCCUUUCGUACCAUGACACAUGGAGCAUUUCCUUAAAGUUUACAUUGUCGCCGACGUAGCAUUUGGGCAGAUGUGGGGGCUCUUUACCUGGCAUAGGCCCUGCUGCCCAGCCCCCUGCCCAUGGUCCAGGUGUGGGAUCAGGGUUAAGGGCCUGUCACCCCACCCUUCUUACCCCCCCCCCCACAUUCCCCCUGUCGGGUUGUGUUUUUCUUGGUUUAUCUAUAUUAAUAUUUAUUUAUUUGGAAAUGUUAUUUAUUAGAUGGUAUUUAUUGCAGAAUUUCUAUUCUUGUAUUAACAAAUAAAAGGCUUCCUCCAUGAGCUUGGCUCAC
Molecule: messenger RNA, 2775 nt
Organism: Mauremys mutica (yellowpond turtle)
Lineage: Eukaryota; Metazoa; Chordata; Testudines; Geoemydidae
Gene: CLCF1
Product: cardiotrophin like cytokine factor 1
Exons: 3
Coding region: 561-1376 (271 amino acids)
Source: RefSeq, a predicted model, not a curated record